UGCGUGUUUAACGGCCCGGUGGUCCCCAAUAAAAAUUCCAAUAUCUCUUGAUGAACUUGGCAAGAAUCGGGCCGAUUCUCGCGUGCUAUUUUAUGAAUUCGACGUUCAUGGGAGUUGGUGCUCUUGUUCCAAACAUCUCCUGCAGAGUUCUCCUCCGUUCCCAUUCGAUUAGGUUCCGUCCAUUUGUCUGUGAGCAAUCUUCCAUGGCCAACACAGUGAGAGUUGCUGCUGUCCAGAUGACCUCUGUGAAUGACCUCUCUGCCAAUUUCAACACCUGCUCUCGCCUCGUCAAGGAAGCAGCUGCUGCGGGCGCCAAAAUGAUUUGCUUCCCUGAGACUUUCUCCUACAUGAGUGCCAGAGAAGGAGAUGCUCUGAAGAUCGCAGAGACCUUAGAUGGCCCCAUCAUGCAAGGAUACUGUGCUCUUGCUAGAGAAUCUAGCAUUUGGAUGUCACUCGGAGGCUUCCAAGAGAAAGCAUCAGACGAUUCACACCUGUUUAAUACGCAUGUCAUUGUUGAUGAUUCUGGAAACAUUAGGAGCACUUAUCGGAAGAUACAUUUGUUUGAUGUGGAUGUUCCUGGUGGAAUGGUGUAUAAGGAGAGUAAAUUUACAGAAGCAGGGAAGGAUAUUGUUGUAGCGGAGAGCCCCAUUGGAUGUCUGGGUGUGACUGUUUGCUAUGAUCUGAGAUUUCCCGAGCUUUAUCAGCAGCUACGGUUUAAGCAUGAAGCACAGGUUAUGUUAGUACCUUCGGCUUUCACAAAGAUAACUGGAGAGGCCCACUGGGAGAUUCUUCUUCGUGCUCGUGCAAUUGAGACUCAAUGCUAUGUUAUUGCUGCUGCACAGACUGGAAGGCACAAUGAUAAGAGAGAAAGUUAUGGUGACACCUUAAUUAUAGAUCCAUGGGGAAAAAUUGUAGGUCGGCUACCAGAUAGAUUAGCAACAGGCAUUGCUAUAGCUGAUAUAGAUUUCUCAGUUAUUGAUUCGGUCAGAACUCGGAUGCCCAUAUCUGAGCAUCGGAAGCCCCUCGAUUUCUGGAAGGCUGCUUAACUGUUUUAUUGACAUGGGCUAUUCUGCCUCCUGUUUCUCCCUGAUGGCAUGAAGGACUGAAUAUGUUUGGACAGGAGAAAAAGUAACAUUAAAUAUCUCUAUAUUUGCAUUAAAACUUCUUCUUUUUUUUUGGGAUGAUCCAUCAUCAAUAUAAGCUCUUGUCCCUCUUGGUCUUGGUGGCUCGUAAUACCACGGGACGUCAACUUUCUUGGAUAUAUCAUUGGAAGUGUAGGAAUUCUGCUUGAAUUUCUUGCAUGUAUUACUAAAUGUAUAAUGUGUUUGGGUGAGUUUCAUAUGACCUUAUGUUGCAUGUUAAUUUUCUCUUUUUUAGUAA
This is a messenger RNA of Macadamia integrifolia, 1380 nucleotides long. RefSeq names its product deaminated glutathione amidase, chloroplastic/cytosolic. The transcript is spliced from 9 exons. The record is from RefSeq and is a predicted model, not a curated record. Bases 51 to 1046 code for a protein of 331 amino acids. Gene Ontology annotation, molecular function: hydrolase activity, acting on carbon-nitrogen (but not peptide) bonds, in linear amides. Lineage: Eukaryota; Viridiplantae; Streptophyta; Magnoliopsida; Proteales; Proteaceae.